CUAAACUACAAACAUCUCUCGCGCCUUUCGCCCCUUCCUCCGCGCCGCAGGACUCCACCGCCUCGUCGUAGUCUCUACUUUCAAGACUGUCCUCUCCGCUUUUCCCACCGACGUCGCUGACUUCGUUCCUUCGUACCACCACCAGACGUUCAUCGACCGCCAUCCGAUCGAUCUGUAUAUCCUACCUCGUGUACCACAUUCUUUCGCUAUUUGGGGCUGGGUAGUCCCGAACCAGUCUCUAUAACGUGGCCUUGCACCGUAAAUCCCGCAGGCGCCCUUGCGGCGACCGACGACAGCGUCCUUCGUGAUGCGCUGGUUUGAUGGAGGAAGAGGAGCCAUAGCAGCGGGCCUGCUCUCCAUCCUUGCCGGCAACACUGUUGCAGCGCCGGACCUGACAACGAAGCAUGAGCCUGGGCGCUGCGCAAUACGCGGUCAUUGCGGCUCCCAAGGUUUCUUCUCGCCCCAGUUGCCGUGCCCUGACAAUGGACUCGCUGAGAGCCCGGAUACCGAGGUGAGGAAGAAGCUGGUUGACAUCUGCGGCGACCAAUGGUCAGACACAGAUGUCUGCUGCGAAGAAGAACAACUCGACGCGCUUAAGACAAACCUCGACCGUGCCGCGCCGAUCAUCAGCGCUUGUCCCGCAUGCAAAGCCAACUUCUUCAACCUGUUCUGCACAUUCACCUGCUCGCCAGACCAAUCCUUGUUCAUAAAUGUCACCCAAACCGCGAAGAAGGGAGACAAAUAUCUCGUUACCGAACUGGAUCACCUUGUCUCCAUUGACUAUGCGUCGACAUUCUAUGACAGCUGUAAAGACGUAAAAUUUGGAGCUACGAACGGCAAAGCUAUGGAUUUCAUAGGCGGUGGUGCUCAGAACUAUACGCAGUUCCUCAAGUUUCUCGGGGACAAGAAGUUCCUUGGUAGCCCGUUCCAGAUGAAUUUUCCCUCGCCAAACGAGGAGAAAUUCCCAGGUCUUGAACCAAUGCACAAGGUUGCACACCCGUGCAACAGUACCGACGAGAGAUACAGAUGCGCUUGUCUGGACUGUGGCGGGUCGUGCGCCGAAUUGCCCGAAGUGACAGAGGUCAAGCAGUGCCAUGUGGGAGUGCUUCCCUGCCUGUCAUUCGCAGUCAUCCUUAUCUACUCGGUAUUUCUCGGACUGCUUUGCAUUGCCGUGGCUGGACAUGUCGCCUAUCAAAAGCAUUCCAAGCACAAGAACGAACGCCUCCGUCUCCUCCAGGAUCUCGAACCGAGUGAUGACGAGGACGAGGGCGAUAUCGUUCACAACGUAUCCAUGCUAGAUCGGCCGACGAAACAUUACUUUGUUAAUACCUGGUGCGAUCGCAUGUUCAGCCGACUUGGAUAUGUUUGUGCCAGAUUUCCCGCUAUUACCAUCGCGACGAGCGUCUUGAUCGUGGGCCUGAUGAGCUUGGGUUGGUUGCGGUUCACUGUUGAGCGAGACCCAGUAAAGCUCUGGGUGGCUCCAGAUUCGCCUGCCGCCCAAGAGAAAAACUUCUUCGACGAAAAGUUCGGGCCAUUUUUCCGCGCAGAGCAAGCUUUUCUAGUUAACGACACUGGCGAACAUCCUGGUCCCGUCCUGAGCUACGAGACACUCGGCUGGUGGUUCGACGUUGAGAGCCGAAUCCAGCGACUGAAAUCGCUCGACAGUGGAGUAACAUUGGACCGGGUCUGCUUCAAACCGGUUGGCGACGAUUGCGUUGUGCAAUCUGUGACUGGUUAUUUCCAGGGCAACUUUGCUAAUGUCGACCCGAAAAACUGGCAAGACACGUUGUUGGGCUGCGUUGACAAUCCAUCGUCUUGCCUUCCACCAUUUCAGCAGCCCUUGGAUCCCCACCUCUUGUUUGGCGGCAUUAAGAACAAUGUACUGGAUGCGGAGACGCUCAUCGUCACUUGGGUCGUCAAUAACCACCCGGAAGGCACGCCGGAAGUACAGCGGGCCAUGGACUGGGAAGAUAGCAUGAAGAAUCUAUUGCUCAUGGUACAAGACGAAGCUCGGGACCGUGGCUUGAGGCUAAGCUUCAACACGGAAGUCAGUCUCGAACAGGAGCUAAACAAGAGUACAAACACGGAUGCUAAGAUUGUAGUACUCAGCUACAUCAUCAUGUUCCUCUAUGCGUCGCUCGCCCUGGGCUCCACAACCGUAACAGUCCGGACUUUCCUCCGCAACCCCGCCAACGCACUCGUCCAAUCCAAGUUCAUGCUCGGCAUCGUCGGAAUUCUUAUUGUACUUAUGUCUGUUUCCGCCUCGGUGGGUCUCUUCUCAGCCGCCGGCAUCAAGGUCACCCUCAUCAUCGCUGAGGUCAUACCCUUCUUUGUUCUGGCUGUCGGUGUUGACAACAUCUUUCUCAUCGUACAUGAGUUCGAGCGUAUCAAUGUUAGUCACCCCGAGGCCACGAUCCCAGAACGAGUUGCUAGAGCUCUCGGCCGGAUGGGGCCCUCCAUCCUGCUCUCUGCUAUCACUGAGACCGUUGCUUUCUCAUUGGGAUGUGCCGUGGGCAUGCCGGCUGUACGCAAUUUCGCUGCAUAUGCGGCUGGUGCUGUCUUCAUCAACGCUGUCCUUCAGGUCACAAUGUUCACUGCCGUUCUUGCGCUAAAUCAGCAGCGAGUCGAGGCAAACCGCGCAGACUGUUUCCCGUGCGCAAUUGUUCGAAGGGCGGACCCCGGGUACCUCAACGGCGGCAUUGGACAUGGCGCUAGCGAGGAAGGUGGAUUGCAGCGAUUCAUCCGCAAGACUUAUGCGCCAACCAUUCUUGGGAAGAAAACCAAGGUGGGUAUCAUUGCCGCAUUCGUUGGUAUUUUCACCGCUUCUGUCGCUUUGUUUCCCAAGGUCGAACUAGGUCUGGACCAAAGGAUUGCGAUACCAAGCGACUCCUAUCUCAUCCCCUACUUUAACGAUCUUUAUGACUAUCUCGACGCAGGUCCUCCAGUGUACUUCGUCACCAAGGAGCUGAAUGCCACCCAACGACAAGAGCAGAAGGCAUUAUGCGGUCGCUUCUCUACAUGCGACCAAGAGAGUUUGGCCAACAUCAUCGAGGCUGAACGGAAGCGUCCAGAAAUUUCAUAUCUCUCUGCAUCUGCUGCCAAUUGGCUUGACGACUUCUUUCUCUGGCUCAAUCCUGAGAACUCCAAAUGCUGUGUAGAUGACAACGGCAAGCCUUGCUUCGAGAACCGCCACCCGGCUUGGAAUAUCACCUUGGCUGGCAUGCCUGAAGGCAUGGAGUUUAUCAACUAUCUCAGUCGCUGGAUUGAAGCUCCGACGACGGAAGACUGCCCUCUUGGCGGGGCGGCUGCAUACUCCAACUCCCUCAUCAUUGACAGCGAUCAUCUAACCAUACCUGCAUCGCAUUUCCGCACAUCGCAUACGCCUCUCCGAUCCCAGAACGAUUUUAUUGCCGCCUACAAGGCCGCUCGUCGCAUUGCCCACGAGAUUAAGAAGGAUGUCGGUACCGAAGUGUUCCCCUACUCCAAGUUCUACAUCUUCUUCGACCAGUACACCAGCAUCAUCCGGCUGGCAGGAGCCCUCAUCGGCUCAGCAUUUGCGGCCACUCUUCUUGUCACGGCAGUCCUCCUUGGCUCCGUGAUGACUGCUAUUGUCGUCACUCUUGUAGUCGCGAUGACCGUCGCCGCCAUCAUCGGAUCCAUGGCUAUCUUGGGUGUAUCCCUCAACGCAGUUUCACUCGUCAAUCUCAUCAUAUGCGUCGGCAUUAGCGUCGAGUUCACCGCCCACAUUGCCCGCGCCUUUACCUUCCCUAGCCCCGCCACCAUGGAACGUGCCCCGAGACACAAGUUCCGUGGCCGUGACGCUCGCGCUUGGACUGCUCUCGUCAAUGUUGCGAGUUCCGUCAUUUCGGGCAUCACAAUCACCAAGAUUCUAGGCGUGGCUGUUCUAGCGUGGACGAGGAGUAAGAUUUUCGACAUCUACUACUUCCGUGUUUGGGUGGCGCUAGUCGUGUGGGCUUCCACCCACGCUCUGAUCUUACUACCCGUACUGCUCAGCUUGGUUGGUGGUAACGGUUACGUGGAUCCGGAGAGCGACGGCGGGCUGGAGCAGGAUCUGAGGAAUAGACAGUAUCCUGCGCUUCUGGGAGACGACGAUGAAGAUGACGAUGACUAUGACCAUUUUGGAAGGGGGUGAUGUAUAGGUAGUGCUAGUUCGGCUUCAAUGUAAUAUUUUCCAUGCUUGGAA
This is a messenger RNA of Westerdykella ornata, 4204 nucleotides long. RefSeq names its product niemann-pick C1 protein precursor. Lineage: Eukaryota; Fungi; Ascomycota; Dothideomycetes; Pleosporales; Sporormiaceae. The coding region runs from base 308 to 4153 and encodes 1281 amino acids. The record is from RefSeq and is a predicted model, not a curated record. Gene Ontology annotation, cellular component: membrane. The transcript has 2 exons.